AGCAACAACGCGCGACAAGACAAAAUCGUGAUUUCAAUUUCAAAAGAAGAUCGUGCGCGACUCGACGUCGCAGUUCGUAACCAGCAUCAUGAGGAACCUUCAAUUAGCCUUGUUUUGCGUGAUCGUGGGCACUAGUUUCGCUCAGCUCCGGCAAGAUCAGCUCAGAUCCAAUCCCUACCUCAAUCAACAGUACCGCCAGCAGGAGGUCAACACCAACAACGCCCGAAGACAGUAUCAGCAGCAGCACGGCGACCAGCACUACAAUCCCUACAACCAGCAGCAGCAGUACAACAACAAGGAUUACCAGGAGCAGCAUCAGUAUAACAAGCAAGGACAGCAGCAGCAUCAACAGCAGCAGCAGAGACCGAGGGCCUUCGCCAGCAGCAACGGAGCCUGCCCCGAGCGCAACGGCCGAUUCCCCGUGGCCUCGCAGUGCGACGCCUACAUCGAGUGCGUCGAGGGUGUGCCCGAGCAGAAGCUCUGCCCCGAGGGUCUGGUCUUCAAUCCCGAGGCGAGAUUCAACAAUCACUGCGGAUAUCCCAUCGACGUGAAGUGCGAGGGAAGAUCGGCGCUCCAACGAGCUCAGCCAAGCGAAGAGUGCCCUCACCAGUUCGGCUACUUCAAAGUCGGUGACAGGCAGAACUGCGGAAAAUUCAUGAACUGCGUCGAGGGCAAAGCCUUCACCUUCGACUGUCCCGAGGGAUUGGCCUACAAUCCAAAAACGUAUCACUGCGACUGGCCCGACCAGGUUGAGGAAUGCGACACCGAAGCUUUCCUUCGUUUCACCUGCCCAGCCGUUGGAAAUGCCCUCUUGGCUGCAACCACGAGAUUCUACGCAUCGCCCCACGACUGUCAACACUACUACACCUGCGACGAGAACAACCGUCCAAGAUUGCACAACUGCGGCGCCGGCAAAGCCUACAAUUCACUUACGUCGGCUUGCGAUGAUGCCGAAAACGUAGCUGGAUGUGGUGCUCCACCAUCGUCGAUCAGCCUCAACAACAUCAACAGCGUCAACAACGUUCGCGUACCCAGCGUACCUAGCGUACCUGCUUUCGAUAGCCAAUUCGGCAGAGGACAACAGCGUCACGUACCCAAUACCUUCGAGCAACAGAAAAACUUACCAAACCGUCAGCCAAAGUCUUACGACGAGACCAAUCCCUUCCUCCAUGGACAGAGACCUAGAUUCGAUGUCAGAUCUAAUUUCGAGGAUGACUCCAAGCAAUUCGUGCAGAGAUUCACUCCAUAAGCGCGCGAACGUGUGUGAAAAUAUUGACUUAUGAUCCAUUCAUUUUUUAGCGCAUAAAAUCCGAUUAUAAGUUUCAAAAGUUGAACCAAAUAUUAAGUAAUUU
Molecule: messenger RNA, 1352 nt
Organism: Trichogramma pretiosum
Lineage: Eukaryota; Metazoa; Arthropoda; Insecta; Hymenoptera; Trichogrammatidae
Product: protein obstructor-E-like
Exons: 5
Coding region: 89-1249 (386 amino acids)
Cellular component (GO): extracellular region
Molecular function (GO): chitin binding
Source: RefSeq, a predicted model, not a curated record